This is a messenger RNA of Tachyglossus aculeatus (Australian echidna), 1232 nucleotides long. It is a transcript of the gene SERHL2, whose product is annotated as serine hydrolase like 2. The transcript has 12 exons. The coding region runs from base 39 to 1019 and encodes 326 amino acids. The record is from RefSeq and is a predicted model, not a curated record. NCBI's taxonomy places the organism in Eukaryota, Metazoa, Chordata, Mammalia, Monotremata, Tachyglossidae.
AGAAACAGCCUGACCUGUUCUGGGAGUCUUGGAUCCAGAUGACAGGUAGAGCCGAAGUGAGAGAGAGGACGCUCCCCGAAAUGGAAACAGGGAUGUUCAAGGAACUGAAGAUCUCAGUCCCCUGGGGACACAUCGCCAUUAAGGCCUGGGGGUCCUCCCAGGGCCAGCCCGUGCUCUGUCUGCACGGCUGGUUGGACAACGUCAACACCUUUGAUCGCCUCAUCCCUCUGCUGCCUCCAGGAUUUCAUUAUGUGGCGAUGGAUUUCAGAGGUCACGGUCUGUCAUCCCACCGGGCCCCGGGGGUCCUGUAUCACUUUGAAGACUUUGUGAGCGACGUUCUCAGAGUGGUGACUUCCUUGAAGUGGAACCGUUUUUCUCUCAUCACCCAUAGUUUUGGUGGAAUUGUUGGAGGAAUGUUUUCCUGCAUGUUCCCUGACAUGGUGUAUAAACUCAUUCUGCUGGAUUCUCUUCCCUUCAUCCUGGAAACCAAGGAGAUUGAGAACCUCCUGAGCUACAAGCGGAAGAUGAUUGAGCACAUGAUGCAGGUAGAGACUACUCCAUUUCGUCCCCCAACAGUGCUCCGCCUUCCCGAUAUGCUGGAGAGGUCCCGGAAAGUAAAUCCCCAAGUAGGAGAAGACGGUGAGAAGAUCUUACUGCAGAGAGGGGCAAGAGAGGAGGCUGGAGGUCUGGUGCUCAACAGGGACAGGAGACUUAAACAAAUGGAGUCGUGCAUUGAAUUCAUUAGCCAGGCCAGAUUCCUGAGUUUCAUCAAGAAAACCCAGGCCCGGAUCCUGCUGAUCAAGUCCACCAGGGGAUUUUUCAACUUGAGAAGAGAAGACGACCAAGACGGGAAGUUGGUGGAGUCAACGGUGGACUUACUGAAGUCCGCCCUGAAAGAGAGAUUCAAAUUUGUGACCGUAACGGGCAACCACUACAUCCACCUGAACGCGCCUCAGGUAGUAGCUGGGAUGAUUGGCUCCUUCUUAGAAAGUGGGCCCAAGCUGGGUGCCAGGCUAUAGCCCUGCUGUUCACGGCCAGCUGACUGGUCACUCAGACCACGAAGACCUUCUUGGCAGCUUGGCCCAUGGACCAGUGUGUCUUCAUACUUAUAAGAGCCCUAAAAGCCGACGGAAAAACGACGAUGUCAAGAGCCAGGGCCCCGUGGAGGCGAUAGCUACUGAGUCGUAAGCGCUAAAAGAGAGAAGAGCCUGAAUCUGGUGACAUUAAAGUCU